Platichthys flesus (European flounder) is the source of this 1089-nucleotide messenger RNA. Its product is annotated as tumor protein D54-like. Gene Ontology annotation, cellular component: cytoplasm. Bases 125 to 739 code for a protein of 204 amino acids. Lineage: Eukaryota; Metazoa; Chordata; Actinopteri; Pleuronectiformes; Pleuronectidae. The transcript has 9 exons. The record is from RefSeq and is a predicted model, not a curated record.
UGUGUGCGUGUGACUAUUAAUAGUUCUCUGAUCCUGUGGCUGUUGUCAGUGUGUGUGUGUGGAUCUGACUUGAUGGAGACAGGCAGCAGUGGCUCGCAGGUCUGAAGACACAACAGAGGCAGCGAUGAACCGACAAGGUUUUGGUGGAGCUGCACCGUCCGUGAACUUCUCCACGAGAACACCAGAAACCACCAUCAAUGGACGCUCACCCUCAGAUCUAACGGAUGAGGAAGUAGACGGUCUACGCUAUGAACUUGCAAAGGCAGAGGAUGAAAUUCAGACUUUGCGGCAGGUGCUUUUGGCCAAAGAAAAAUAUGCAACAGAUGUCAGGAGGCAGCUUGGUUUGAGUCCCAUCGGCAACAUCAAACAGAACCUGUCCAAAGGCUGGCAGGAGGUGCAGACAUCCGGCCCAUAUCUCUCCGCCUCCGCCACCCUGGACGACAUCAGCCGCUCCAACGUGUAUGUGAGGACACGGGACGGUCUCUCUCAAGCAGGACAUGCGACGACCUCUGUGCUGUCCAAUGUGGGCGUGGCCAUCACCAGGAGACUGGCAGAGAUGAGAGCUCUGCCUCUCCCGAGUCCCCCCCGAAACCUGAGCCACACCAUCAGUGUCCCGAGCAUGAGACACUCGUCUACUUUCAAGUCCUUUGAGGAAAUGGUUGGGACUGUGAAGGAUAAGGUGACGAGUAGUGCCGACAUGUCCGGGUCAGAGAGAAGAUCCUCACGCCACAGCUCAUGAGAGAACACACCACAGUUCUAUAAUUUUCAUACCUUGUAAAGUAAAAAAAAACAUUUCAUUUGACCUCCCUGUCCGUGCUCAAAGUGUCCACUGUUAUUUCUCACUCCUAAUUAACUCAGGAUGACAAAUAGAAUGUAUUGAAUUUGUAAUGUGACCUUCUUUUAACCCUCAAAUAGUUAGGUUUUUAAUAGGUUUCAUAUAUGCAAUUUGUGUAAUUUUAGAUAUGAGCACAGUAAACUAAUAAUCUGAAUCAUCUGCACUAUGCACCCACUGCCAUCAAUUGUAAUUAAAAACAAGUAUUUUUGUACUUGAUUUGUACUUGAUUUUUCAUUAAAGUACAUUGGAUGGUU